This is a messenger RNA of Phyllopteryx taeniolatus (common seadragon), 4273 nucleotides long. Its product is annotated as tetratricopeptide repeat protein 39A. Gene Ontology annotation, molecular function: protein binding. The transcript has 13 exons. Bases 2618 to 3973 code for a protein of 451 amino acids. The record is from RefSeq and is a predicted model, not a curated record. Lineage: Eukaryota; Metazoa; Chordata; Actinopteri; Syngnathiformes; Syngnathidae.
UACUUCAUUUUUUUCUUCACAAUUCAAAGCCGUUCCCAUGUGUCUUAAUAAACUGGAUCUGAUAUUGCUCUGUCAAAAUCCGUAAAUGAUAAAGAAUGACAGCGCAUAUCAACGAUCAUCCUACCUGCAUACGCUGCAUACGGGGGUGCUUGUAUCUCUUACAAACGCAAAGGGUUUUGUUUUGUUUUUCCUCGCCCUGGCGACCGCAGGCCGAGCGAGGAUACGAGACGAGACGCAUUGAGCAGCUGCUCAUUGUUGCCGACUAUCCGCGCCGCUUCUCCCGACGAGGGUCGCGGGUCGCGGCUGAGCCGGAGCCCCCGGUUAUCCCUGCUGACUUUGGACGAGAGACAGGGUACGCCCUAAAAGGAUCGCCAGCCAAUCUCAGGGCGCAUCUAGACAAACACAUUCACACCUCGAGUCAAUGUAGAGUCGUCCGUCUCCUAACCUAAGAAACGUGUUUUGUGACGUGGGUGUAAGCCGGAGUCCUGGAGAAAACCCACGCAAGACCUCAGAACCGCUCUACACUGCGCUGACCCCCUGGUGUCUUUUUUUGCCCCUCUCUUUGAAAAGUGUUGAGCAACAUACGAGUGACUUUUGUGGCGUGACCGGAGACAUCUGCAGACUCUGCCACAUUGGCACUGCCAAUGAGGGGUGCUUCUGCAACGUCAUCACUGGCUAAUUUAACUCCUAAUAAUAAUAAUAAUAAUAACAAUAAUAUUGUGAUGUCACUUCAAUACAGCUCUCUCACCGACGCAGUUUACGAAAUAGGCAAAUAGCAAAAGCUUGACUUUAAUUUCACACUUGAUUGGGUGGGCGGGAGACUAUUUUGAUCUAAACAAAUAAAAAGUCCAUUUCUCCAUCAUGUAUGUGUUGUCUCCACCCCUACACUUCGGAAUUGCCCAUUAACUUUUAAACAUGGGUAAAAUAUACUCACUUGUAUUUAAAGUAAAUUUUCAUGUCAUUUGUUCGAUUACCAUAAACACACACACACACAAUCUUGUGUAGCAGGUUUUUAUGCUACCUUGCUUUUAUCUGGGUAAAUGCAACCCAAAAAAGGAACCGCGACGACACCAAGAUGCGUUUGGGUUCGUUUUCAUUGAAAUCCUGUUUGUCAAAAAUUUCCAACACCGAACGAUAGACAUUUUGGCAUGAAAAGUUUGAACAAUGUCUUAAACAAUUCUGACCUUUUGACGGAAAACAACUGCCGAUAAUUCAAAUACUCCUAUCAGUAAAAAGAAUAGAUUUUCAGUGGGAAAAUCAUCUUGAUCAUAAUUGUUUCAACGAUAUGAAAAGGACCCUCACCCUCUGUGUGGAAAAGUGAGCAGAACGGCCAACAUUAUUAUUUUUGCUUCACUACAUUUGCGAAAUGUAGGAUUUCUGGAGUCAUUAUGGCCAAUAUCAGGCCUACAUCAAAUUUUGGAACAGUAUACAAAUUCAAAAUAUGAAUGAAGAGGAAAAAAGAUGAAGCCCAGUAGGAUAUGCCUAUUUGUGUUUCAAUAUGAAAAUCAGUCGGUGUGCUUUGUAAAUGAUGCAAAUGAAUGGAAAGCAGGCAAAUACUGUAUGCCUGACUCACAGCACUCAAUUCUGUUACCUUGCCUCAGGAUUGUAUACAUUUUAGUACAAAAUAAGUCGGCAUGGUGAAUGAAGCGAGUAGCACGUCUGCCUCACACUUCGGCGGUUUUCCCGUGUGGAGUUUUGUUCCCCCCCGUGCUCGCGUUGGUUUUCUUUGUGGACUCCGGUUUCCUCCGACGACAAAGCACGUUAGGUUAUUUGGAGACUCUAGAUUGCCAAUCCAAAUUCUGCAUUCUGAAAAACCCUUCCUUCCAGCACGGCGGGCAAAUGGUGGAACCCAAUAGGAGCUGACCGGGACAAAGCACCUGUAGGAACUUUAAACGUCGACAAUGUCUUUUGUUUCAAAGAUGACAAUAUCCCAUGUUUACAUAGAUCACGAUUACACAUGUAUUGAUUUAACUUUUGUCCGAAGACACCAGCCACAAAUCAAACACAAUUUGAGUUCGUUUGGCUUCAAACCGUGACGCCGCCGACCCGUAGCUACGCCCGUUAGCACAGCAUACGCGGGAAGUCCGCUAACCUGUUUUUGGGGGGUUUGUUCGGGUGACGUUCCUAAUAUAGCGGCGUGGUGUGAACGGGAGUGUAAUUGGUUGUUUUUCUGUUUGCAUAUACAGGAAGUGCCUUGCCAUUGACCAACGGCCAACGUCUUGCCCAAAGUCAGCCGGGAUAGGCUCUGCGGCCCUCAUGCGGUUAAGCAAUACAGAAAAUGGACGGAUAGUACAAAAUAGAAUAUAGUCAGACUGAAUUCAAGCAUUUCAAUGCUAUUUGGUCAUGAGGCGAUUUGAAUUUCGAUCCGAGAAUGUCGCCAUAUGAAUGGCUACGCAAGUCAUUUGUCUUUAUCCUCCAAGGAUUUCCUCCCAUACCUUUUCAGCUCGAUGUGUAUUCGUGUAUUGCAACAAACAAAGCGUUUGCCAAGAAAACGGUAUGUGCUCGGUAUCGGUGCUAUAGGAUCAGUACGAUAGCAAUACUGUGACUGACUUCCUGGCGGCCCAGUAAAAAUGGACGCCUGACCUUUAAGAUUUUGAUAAUAUAUAUAUAUAUAUAUAUGUCUUUGUUUGGUCAUGAUUCUAACAAUAUUGAACGUUAUUCCAUGUAUGUGCAGAGCAGCUCCAUGCUGAAGUGUGUUACGCAGAAUGCCAACUGCAAAGAGCUGCUCUCACCUUCCUGCAGACAGUUGCAUUCCUAUGUCAAAUCUCAAACCUGUUUUAAAGGACCCAGCCACAAUCACUUAGAGGGCGGGAUUUCUUUUGGAAUAGGAGCAUUUAAUCUGACGCUCUCUUUAUUUCCACCGCGGAUCCUCAAAGUUUUAGAGUUUGCAGGCUUCUCGGGAGAUAAGGAGUACGGUCUGUCCCUGCUCGAUGAUGGCGCGACAGCAUUAAAUCUGCGCUCCAUGCUGUGUGCUCUGCUGCUGCUUUGCUACUACACCUUUCUCACAUUCAUACUAGGAACGGGUGAGGGACAUGUGGUAGAAGCCGAAAGACUGUUGAAAAUAUUCAGGCUCCGCUAUCCUCGGGGAGCAAUAUUCCUCUUCUUUGCUGGCAGGGCAGAGGAGAUGAAAGGAAACAUCGACGAGGCGGUGGCUCUAUUUGAAGACGGCUGCAAGGCCCAGCAAGCGUGGAAGCAGUUCCACCACAUGUGCUACUGGGAGCUGAUGUGGUGCUUCACCUAUAAGCGAGCGUGGAAGAUGGCCUAUUUCUAUGCAGACCUGUUAAGCAAGGAAAGUCACUGGUCCAAGGCUAUGUACAUCUACAUGAAAGCUGCUUAUCUCAGCAUGCUGCCUAAGGAAGAGGAACGCCCCUUUGGAGAGGAUGAGGUGGAUCUCUUUAGACAAGUGCCUGCCUUCAAGCAGAAGAUAGCAGGCAAGUCUCCCCCCACUGAGAAAUUUGCAAUCCGCAAAGCUCGCCGCUACACUGCCCGCUGCCCAGUCAGGCUAACAGUGCCAGUGCUGGAGAUGAUGUACAUGUGGAAUGGUUUUAGUAUGAUCAAAAAGCAACCGGAGCUGACUGAAGGCGUGAUGCAGACGCUAGUGGAGGCUGAGCGCACCCUGUUGGAGUCUCCAGAGAACGAGUAUACGCUGGAUGACCGGUGUGUAAUCCACCUACUGAAGGGAAUGUGUUUGAAAAACCAAGGGCUCCUCCAGGGUGCUGAGGAAUGCCUUCAGAAAGUUUGUUCUCGGGAGAAGAAGCUCAGGUUCGACCACUAUCUCAUUCCCAACGCCCUAGUGGAGCUCAGUCUCCUCUACAUUGAACAAGGCCGAAGAGACGAGGCCAUCAAACUGCUCCACAAGGCCAAACACAACUACAAAGAAUACUCUAUGGAAUCUCGUACGCAGUUCAGGAUCCAUGCCGCUCUGGCCAAACUGAAGGCUGGCUCUGUCGAUGCGGAGGAAACUCGUCUGUAGGGAGACUGGACAGCCAUCAUUGGAGACGAUCUUCAUCUGUGGUCAUCGUGACGCUCCCGGCGUUGUAGCGCAGUUUUAUACAUCUAUACAUUUUCAUCAAGGAAAUGCUGGGUUUCUAUUCAGCUUUGCCUUUUAAGACCCGAUUGGCCUCUAACAGUUGAAAAGGGUUCGAUAGUAUUGAAGAGAGCUUUACUUUUAUAGAAGACUACAGACUUGUGUAUAAAGACAUUUCGUUUAAUGGACGAUGUUUACAUUUAAAUAACCUGAAUCAACCGCUGAUUAAAGUCACUCUAAAUAACA